Molecule: messenger RNA, 402 nt
Organism: Staurois parvus
Lineage: Eukaryota; Metazoa; Chordata; Amphibia; Anura; Ranidae
Source: the annotation of a GenBank genome assembly
AUGUGCCACUUUCAGGUCUCCUCACACUGCUGGUGGGUUCCAUUUUGUCAUAGGGUGCUGGCAGAUUACGGGCCUCCCAUUGCUGCUGCCAGGCCCGUAAUCUGUCAUGGGCCCCUGUACCGCCUCCUCAUGCUGCUGCCAGGUCCAGAGUGUGUCAUGGGUCCCUGUACGGCCUCCCAUUGCUGCUGUCUCCAUCGCCACACUCUGCCAUGUGCCACUUUCAGGUCUCCUCACACUGCUGGUGGGUUCCAUUUUUUCAUAGGGUGUUGUAUGGCCUCCCAUUGCUGCUGCCUCCACCGCCACACUGUGGCUCCACACUCUGGUUUUGGCCCCGUGACUGCCCAAAUGAGUGAAGUGUGCGGUGAUUCUAAGAUCGACGGCACUCAUCUGCAUGUCAUACUG